UUAAUGUUGAUGUUAGCACACACUCUGAGCAUCUGAAUUUUCAGCACGCUCAGUCUUCUCAAUCUUUAAUCUUUGCAGGCCAAUGGAUCGCUCGACACUCAAUCUCCUUGCGCCCAGGCAGUUCUACGUCGUCCCUGCGCCUGUCGACAGCGGCCGGAAAAAGACGCCCGGCAAGGCCAUCCUCGCAGGCGGCAUCUCUGGCGGCAUUGAAAUCCUCAUCACCUUCCCGACCGAGUUUGUCAAGACACAGCUCCAGCUCGACGAGCGCGCAGCACAACCAAAGUACAAGGGCCCGAUCCAUGUCGUCACCUCCACCAUCAAGGAGCGCGGCUUCUUUGGCUUGUACCGCGGCUUGAGCUCGCUGCUGUACGGCUCCAUCCCAAAGUCGGCCAUUCGCUUUGCCUCGUUCGAGUUUUUCAAAAACCAGAUUGCCGACAAGGACGGCAAGCUCACCACCCUCCAGACGCUCGGCUGCGGCCUUGGUGCUGGUGUCACCGAGGCCAUUUUCGCCGUGUGCCCCAUGGAGACCAUCAAGGUCAAGUUUAUCCACGACCAAAACCAACCUCAGCCAAAGUACCGCGGCUUUGCGCACGGCGUCAGCACCAUCGUCAAGACCGAAGGCUUUGCCGGCAUCUACCAAGGUCUCGGCCCCACCAUCCUCAAGCAGGGCAGCAACCAGGCCAUUCGAUUUGUCGUCUACGGAAAGAUUACCAACUGGAUGAAGGGCGGCGAUGAUUCAAAGAAGCUUGGUGUUCUCCAAACGCUCAGCAGUGGUGCCCUCGCCGGUGCCGCCUCUGUCUUUGGUAACACGCCUAUUGAUGUCGUCAAGACGCGCAUGCAGGGCCUCGACCGACACAAAUACAAGAACGCAUGGGAUUGCACCAAGCAAAUCUGGAAGAACGAGGGCUUCUUUGCUUUCUACAAGGGCACUACUCCUCGCCUUGGCCGUGUCUGCUUGGACGUUGCCAUUGUGUUUACUCUCUACGAGCGAAUCUACGAUGCUCUUAUCGCCGUUGAGGGCAUGCUCUAAGGCGGGACAAUGCUUUUGCUGUCUGAUUCUGGACGGCUUGUGUUCUGGUUUUGUUGUUGUUUUUCUCGGUGUGGUUGUUUUCUUCCCAAUAAUCGUUUAUAAUACAAGUUAUACAUGGAUGA
Capsaspora owczarzaki ATCC 30864 is the source of this 1152-nucleotide messenger RNA. RefSeq lists its product as hypothetical. Gene Ontology annotation, biological process: mitochondrial citrate transmembrane transport. The transcript is spliced from 4 exons. NCBI's taxonomy places the organism in Eukaryota, Filasterea, Ministeriida, Capsasporidae. Bases 83 to 1030 code for a protein of 315 amino acids. The record is from RefSeq and is a predicted model, not a curated record.